Molecule: messenger RNA, 1062 nt
Organism: Suncus etruscus (white-toothed pygmy shrew)
Lineage: Eukaryota; Metazoa; Chordata; Mammalia; Eulipotyphla; Soricidae
Gene: CCR8
Product: C-C motif chemokine receptor 8
Exons: 1
Coding region: 1-1062 (353 amino acids)
Biological process (GO): positive regulation of cytosolic calcium ion concentration; immune response; chemotaxis
Cellular component (GO): membrane
Molecular function (GO): C-C chemokine receptor activity
Source: RefSeq, a predicted model, not a curated record
AUGGAUUCCACAGCGGACCCUGAUGCGAGCAGCACUGACUACUACUAUCCAGACAGCAAUUCAAGUCCCUGCAGUGGGGAAGUGAUCCAGAAUGGAAGCAAGUGGUUGCUUGCCACCUUUUACUGCCUCUUGUUCGUCUUUGGUCUCCUGGGAAACAGCCUGGUCAUCCUAGUCUUGGUAGCCUGCAAGAAGCUGAGGAGCAUCACCGACGUGUACCUCCUCAACCUGGCCCUGUCCGACCUGCUCUUGGUGUUCUCCUUCCCCUUUCAGACCCACUAUCUGCUGGACGAGUGGGUGUUCGGGCUAGUCCUGUGCAAGGUGGUCUCUGGCUCCUAUUACCUCGGCUUCUUCAGCAGCAUGUUCUUCAUCACCCUCAUGAGUGUGGACAGGUACCUGGCCAUCGUCCGCACCGUGUAUGCCCUGAGAGUGAGGACUGCUCAGAAGGGCAUUGUGCUGAGUCUGAUUGUGUGGCUGACCGCCCUCGUGGCCACCAGCCCCUUGCUGGUGUUUUAUCAAGUGGACGUGGAAGAUGGCGUCCGCCAGUGCUAUUCCUUUUAUGACCAGCAGACUGUGAAGUGGAAGCUCUUCAUCCACUUCGAAAUGAAUAUCUUGGGCCUGUUGGUCCCCUUCAGCAUCCUCAUCUUCUGCUACGUCAACAUCCUGCACCAGCUGAAGCACUGCCAGAACCACAACAAGGCCAAGGCCAUCAACUUGGUGCUCAUCGUGGUGGUCACCUCCUUCGUCUUCUGGGUUCCCUUCAACGUGGUCCUCUUCCUUAUGUCCCUGCAUGAUCUGCAUGUCUUGGAUGGGUGCGCUGUAAGUCAGCGGCUCAUUUAUGCCACCCAUGUCACAGAAAUCAUCUCUUUCACCCACUGCUGCAUGAACCCUGUGAUUUAUGCUUUCCUGGGUGAGAAGUUCAAGAAACAUCUCUCUGAAAUAUUCCAGAAGAGCUUCAGCCUGGUCUCCCCCUACCUUGGGAUGCCUGUCCCGAGAGAAAGCGGGGAAAAGUCCUCCUCCCACCAGGUGUCCUCCCGAUCUUCCAGUGCGGACUACAUUUUGUGA